Messenger RNA from Ustilaginoidea virens, 1701 nucleotides. RefSeq lists its product as uncharacterized. Gene Ontology annotation, biological process: protein folding. Gene Ontology annotation, molecular function: ATP-dependent protein folding chaperone; ATP binding; ATP hydrolysis activity. The coding region runs from base 1 to 1701 and encodes 566 amino acids. The transcript has 3 exons. The record is from RefSeq and is a predicted model, not a curated record. Gene Ontology annotation, cellular component: chaperonin-containing T-complex. Lineage: Eukaryota; Fungi; Ascomycota; Sordariomycetes; Hypocreales; Clavicipitaceae.
AUGGCAUCUAUUUUCGAGCAACCUCGGAACGGCACGCUCUUCCUGGGCGGCCAGAAGAUCUCCGGGUCGGAUAUUCGAGAUCAGAACGUCCUCGCAACCCAGGCCAUCGCGAAUGUUGUCAAGAGCUCCUUUGGCCCCAGCGGCCUCGAUAAGAUGAUGGUGGAUGACAUUGGCGAUGUUACUGUCACAAACGACGGCGCCACGAUCCUCAGCCUUCUCGAUGUCGAAGAUCCCGCGGGCAAGAUCCUCGUCGACUUGGCACAGCAGCAAGACAAGGAAGUCGGGGAUGGCACAACCUCGGUGGUUCUAAUUGCCGCUGAGCUGCUGCGCAGAGGCAACGAGCUGAUGAAGAACCGCAUCCACCCGACCACCAUCAUCACCGGAUACAGGCUGGCUCUCCGAGAGGCUGUCAAGUACCUCAACGAAAACGUCAGCAUCAAGGUCGAGAACCUGGGACGCGAGUCUCUCAUCAGCAUUGCAAAGACGUCCAUGUCUAGCAAGAUCAUCGGAGCCGACUCCGACUUCUUCUCCAACAUGGUUGUCGAUGCCAUGCAAGCUGUCAAAACGACCAACAAUCGAAACGAGAACAAGUACCCGGUCAAGGCUGUCAACAUUCUCAAGGCCCACGGCAAGAGCACUCUCGAGUCGAUGCUGGUCAAGGGCUAUGCCUUGAACUGCACAGUCGCUUCCCAGGCGAUGCCCACCCACAUCCAAGACGCCAAAAUCGCUCUUCUUGACAUGAACCUGCAAAAAGAGAGAAUGAAGAUGGGCGUCCAGAUCACCGUCGACGACCCCCAGCAACUCGAGCAGAUUCGCGCCCGGGAAUCCGGCAUGAUCCUCGAACGGGUCGAGCUCAUCCUGAAAGCAGGAGCCAACGUUGUUCUGACCACCAAGGGCAUUGAUGACCUGGUGCUCAAGAUGUUUGUCGAACGCGGCGCCAUGGGCGUCAGACGCUGCAAGAAGGAAGACCUGCGUCGAAUCGCCAAGGCCACCGGCGGCACUCUUUUGAGCACCUUGUCCGAUCUCAACGGCGACGAAAAGUUUGAACCCUCAUAUCUCGGCCACGCCGAGUCGGUCAGCCAGGAGCGCAUCUCUGACGAUGAGUGCAUCCUGGUCAAGGGAACCAAGGCCCAUUCGUCCGCGUCCAUCAUCUUGCGUGGCCCCAACGACUACUCGCUCGACGAAAUGGAGCGCUCGGUUCACGAUUCCCUAUGCGCCGUCAAGCGAACCCUGGAAAGCGGCAGCAUUGUUCCAGGCGGCGGCGCCGUCGAGACUGCGCUGCACAUCUACCUCGAGGAAUUUGCAGGUACCGUCGGAUCCCGCGAGCAGCUUGCCAUUGGGGAAUUUGCCCAAUCUCUCCUCGUCAUUCCCAAGACUCUGGCUGUCAACGCCGCUAAGGAUGGUGCCGAGCUUGUGGCACAGCUUCGAUCGCGGCACGCCUUGUCCCAGCGCAUCCAGGAAGGCGACGCCAGCGAAGACGAGAAGACGAUAGCUAGGAAGAAAGGCUACAAGAACUACGGGCUGGAUCUGAUGCGAGGCAAGGUGGUAGAUGAGCUCAAGCAGGGCGUACUGGAGCCUAGCAUCAGCAAGGUGCGCCAGCUAAAGAGUGCUGUUGAAGCUUGCAUCAGCAUCAUGAGAAUCGAUACCCUGAUCAAGUUGGAUCCAGAGCAAAAGGACGAGGGAGACGGCCAUGGUCACUGA